This is a messenger RNA of Ceraceosorus guamensis, 1004 nucleotides long. Its product is annotated as putative RPL19B-60S large subunit ribosomal protein L19.e. Lineage: Eukaryota; Fungi; Basidiomycota; Exobasidiomycetes; Ceraceosorales; Ceraceosoraceae. Gene Ontology annotation, molecular function: structural constituent of ribosome; RNA binding. The transcript is spliced from 2 exons. Gene Ontology annotation, cellular component: cytosolic large ribosomal subunit; ribosome. The record is from RefSeq and is a predicted model, not a curated record. The coding region runs from base 314 to 898 and encodes 194 amino acids. Gene Ontology annotation, biological process: translation.
CUCAGAUCGGCGGAAGUCCCGCACUACUUGCGCUUACCCAUCGCAGUUGGCCAAGGCGUCGACAAGGCUAGAUGGAUGCGGACGCAGCCCAGUCGGAUGAUUGGUGGCGUCGGUGAACCUCUCGCUGGCCUCGAUGACUCGAUCGUGACUCGAGCAGCAUGGGCUGGCACGGCUGAGCAUCGAGUCUGGUCGCAGUCUUACGGGAUAUGCUGUCGUCUUGCACGCAAACAAGCGCAUACAAAAAGCAAGCUGCCUCUGUCACAAAGCUUACCCCUUGCUCCUCAUUUCCCUGCCUCCCUCUUCGCAGCUCAAGAUGGUCAACCUUCGUUCUCAAAAGCGCCUCGCGGCGUCCGUUCUCGGUGUCGGAAAGCGCAAGAUCUGGCUGGACCCGGCCGAGCAAUCCGACAUUGCCAAUGCCAACUCGCGUGCCAACAUUCGCAAGCUGAUCAAGGAUGGUCAAAUCAUUCGCAAGCCCGUUGUUGGUCAAUCUCGCGCUAGAACGCGCGAUGCUCACGCUGCCAAGCGUCUCGGUCGUCACACUGGCACCGGUAAGCGCAAGGGUACGGCCGAGGCUCGUAUGCCAACCAAGGUCAUGUGGAUGCGCCGCCAACGUGUCCUCCGCAGACUGUUGCGCAAGUACAGAGAGUCUGGCAAGAUUGACAAGCACUUGUACCACGAGCUCUACAUGAAGAGCAAGGGUAACGUCUUCAAGAACAAACGCGUGUUGAUGGAGCACAUUCACAAGGCCAAGGCAGAGGCCACUCGUGCCAAGCACCUCGCGGACCAGAUGGAGGCUCGUCGUGUUCGCAACAAGACGAUGCGCGAGCGCCGUGCCAACAGAUUGGCGGAGAAGAGGUCCGCCAUCACUGCGGUGGAGCAGGAGACCGAGCAGAAGUAGGCGCGUCGUUGCGCAUCGUCCCGCGCCGCCUUCGUCAUGCCUUGUCCCGCGUCAUCUUUUGUUCGGCCCUCAUCAACUCUACGCCCAAUAGACCGUGUCCUCAUCG